Pocillopora meandrina is the source of this 4685-nucleotide messenger RNA. The record is from the annotation of a GenBank genome assembly. Lineage: Eukaryota; Metazoa; Cnidaria; Anthozoa; Scleractinia; Pocilloporidae.
AGUAGCUCGUUUAAACGAUGGCAGGGCGCGAAUUUUGUAAAACUUUUGGCGCGCUGCUCUCAUCAACAAAAGCUUCAUCAACGAUACUGUGCAGAGCACAAGCGACAAAAACUUUCAAAAUGUCUCUGGUGACAAUUCCAGGCAUGGAUGUUCACAGCGUUGUGAAUUUAAGAGGUCAAAUUCAGGUGAUGUAAUGUUCAAGAUGGCGUUUUAAAGCUAUAAUUUGCGUUCAUUGAAAUUUACAAGGUAAUGAGAGCUCAUUCUUUGUGUUUUGUCUCUUCAUCUUGCAGGUCAUCUUUGGGCCAAUGUUUUCGGGAAAAACGUAAGUAUAAAUCUAUCGCUUUCACCGAAAAAUGCUUUAUUGUGGCCGUAAACUCAAGGUAUAUGUGCGGUCACACUUUUGCACGUGUUUAUGCUAUGACCUGAAUGGUUCGUCUUUUAGAACUGAGUUAGUCAGACGAAUCAAGCGAUACCAAGUAGCAAACCAUCCGUGUAUGGUGAUCAAAUACGAGAAGGACAACCGCUAUGACACAGACGGUGUAGCAACACACGAUAGGUAAGAUCCCUAUUCAAUCAAACAGAGAGAGGUUGAAUUAUGAGACAUUCUAACGGAGGCGCCACUUGAUUAUGGAAACCUACAGUUUACCUGGAUGCCAUUGGAAUAUUCUUAGCGGACACGUAACAAGUGUGACAAGUAGUGUAACAAGUGCGUUCACCUAGCUAAAAGGCGCACAGGAGAUUUAUCUUCAGCUGGACUUUGACUGCAAAUAUGCUAAUCGCCAUCCUCAAGAUCACGCGAACUGUGCGUACUCCAACAUGAAAGGAAUUUUCAGGGAAAAGGAAGGUGUUGCAUAAGCUCUCAAUUAAUUAAUUGAUAAUUUGCGAAGAGAUCCUUUGUUUUCGGCUUUUCAAAGUAAAAAUGUAUCUGUAGGAAUUUCAAAGUGGAGAAAAAGCUAGUGGGUAGGGUGCGGUUCUUUUUUUUUUUUUUUUUUUUUUUUUUUGUGAGCUAAGCAGGGUAAAAUCCACUCUGAUAAUGAAAAAAUAUGUAUUGUGUAUUUUUCAGGCAAAGCCUCAGAGCCUCUGCUUGUUCAGUGUUAGCAGAUAUCAAGGAAAAAGCUAUAGAUUAUUCUGUUUUGGGAAUUGAUGAAGGACAAUUUGUAAGUCUUGCAUUUAUCAUUUUUCAAAGAUUGUCUGCUCCAUGCAGGUAAACAAUGUUAAUCUUUUCGUGAAUUUGAAACCAUUAUUAACUGUUAUUCAUAUCCUUUCCAUAGUUUCCAGACAUUGUAGAGUUCUCAGAAGAAAUGGCCUCUCUUGGUAAAACUGUUAUAGUUGCUGCAUUAGAUGGAACCUUUCAAAGGAAGGUUAGGAAUAUAUUUAUAUGCAAUGAACCCUUCAGCACUUUAGAGUAUCAUGUUUAAAUCAAACAUUUGUGUCAUAAAUAAAGGAGAUGAGGCUCUAGAUUGAUAAACAACAGUUAAUUACACCCUCUUACUUCAUGAAUGAUACACAGAUAUAGGGAUAAACUUUGUUCGUUGUGAUUAUCAUCACAAGUUUAUAGGAUCUUGUAAAUAACUUAAAAAGAAACAUUUGUUCAAUCUGAACAGGCUUUUGGAGCUGUGCUGCAACUUGUUCCUCUUGCAGAAAGUGUUGUCAAACUUAAUGCAGUCUGUAUGCAUUGCUUCAAAGAUGCUGCAUUCACCAAAAGACUAGGGGAGGAGACAAAGGUAUUAAGUAUUGAUAUUAAUAAGCUUGCUCUGGUUUCCAUCACAUGAAACAAAGAAAUAAUAUUGCUACUUUCCAUGGAUGGCAUGGUAAUUUAUCACAUGUUACAUCCUACAGUAGCAGUCUGACAGCUUUUGGUGAUGAAUGUCCAUUACCCUUUCCACCCUAUUCCUUGUUGGAGGCUGUGUGUCUUGUGUCUCAUACAAAAACAAACCUUUAUGACCCCAGAAAUUAAACCCAGACCUUGCUAUUUUAAGUCAAGUCACUAGUGUGCUGAUAUUUUAAGUUACCAUGUUUCACAGAAUUAUGGUCAAGUCGCCAACGGUUCAACUUGCCAACGCCAACACCAACUCACCAACAUAUAAAAUCAAGUAGAGAUGUAGGUAAGUUGGUCUUCAAUCCAGCACAACUUAUUAGAAGUUAAACAUAAAGAAAAGUAAAAGAUCUUUAGUAAAAAUACAAUUUUUUUCUUUCAAAGUUGAUAAGUUUUUAAGGAUCUCAAGGCAAAUAAAGCAAGGGGAACAUCACUAAUGACCAAAAAAGCUUUAGACGUAAAUGAGCUAUAACUUGUUCAUGUCUGAAGCUUUUGCAGUCAUUGGUGAUGUUAACCUUGCUUUAUUCGCCAUGAGAUCCUUAUAAACUUUGUUGGAAGGAAAAAAAUUGUUUUUUUUUUUUCUAAAGAUCUUUUACUUUUCUUUAUAUUUAACUUCUAAUAAGUUGUACUGGAUUGAAGACCAACUUGCCAACAUUUCUAUUUGAUUUUAUAUAUUGGCAAGUUGGCAUUGGCGAGUUGAACCGUUGGCAAUUUGACUGGAUACCAUUUCACAUGAUACUUAUGAAAAGUGAGCUAAGAAAUCAUUUUUAUAUUAAUUGUUAUUAACUGUUUCUUGAGUAAAAAAUAAUUUCUUAGUCAACAGAACACAUUGUAGCCCACACUUCUAGUGCAUUAAUAAUGUCAGAGGUUUUUAGUUAGCACCUAAUUUGUUUUAUCCAUCAACCUUUGGCAGCUAUUUUAAAUUGAGUAUUGAUACAAUUAUGGUAUUGAUGUAUGUUACAACAGGGGCUUACCUUCCAGAGGGCUUCAAACAUUAACCAGACAAUUUGGUCUAUGAUUGCAUCCCCAGGUUGAGGUUAUAGGGGGAGCGGAGAAAUACAUGGCUGUUUGUCGUGAUUGCUAUCAGUUCUCAACUGUCCAUCAAGUGUUAGGUGGGGCUCCAAUAAGGGGGAGCUUUCAUUAAUCAUAACAACUUAUAUUGUGUUAAAGCUAAUAUUUUUUUUACCUAUAUUCUCAUUUGAAGCUUUGAACAAUGCACAUAAUUAUAGCAAACUUAAAACAGAAAUCGUGGGUUUAACUGCCAAGCAGUGAUUUCAGAAGUUUUAUAAUAAUUUUAUGGGAAAAGAGAGUAAAACAAUUUGUUUUUAUGGUCAGUUUGAUCAUGCUGAGAUUUGUCUGCAAGUAUUUGUAAAUAGCUUUGUUUACAUGAUCACUGCACACACAAAAGAUAUUUAAAACAUUAAACAAAGACGUACAUUAUUGCUGAAGGGACAGCAUUAUGAAGUUUAAGUAUAGUUUUGUCUACUACUACAUUAUCGAAAUUUGGUAGCUCUAUUUAAGGAGCACUUUCUCCUGGCUGAGUGUGUCUGUGACUUUUCAUACAUUUUACCCAAUUCUUAGGCCACAAUUAAAUUAUCUUUUGUAAAGUCAAAAUUUUGUCUUUUGAUAAGGUUGCCACAGAUAUGAAAAAUAAAAGAAUUUAUUGUAAUAAGACAGAUUGCCAUAUAAUUUCAUAAAAGUUUGGGAAGUCUCUGUGCACUUUCAUUGAAAGUUUGACAUAUCAUUCAAUCACCUUAAUAAAUUAAUGGAAAUUCUUUGGAUGUCAUUGAAUUUUAAGAAAAAGAAUUUAGAUCUCAUUUAUGACUCCCUUUCUGAGCUGUGUGCUUGUGAUUCUUAGCCUCAAUGCUUUCUCAUUAGUCAGUUUGUAAAGGAUUACAUGUCCCUGGAGCCAUGGAAGGCUUUUCAUUAAGUAGUUAGAGACAUUUUUACUGGUUGCAUGUUAAUAUUCAAUCAAAGUCGCUAAGUUUUAUUAAUGUCAGGUAUCUUUAUAAUAGAUUUUGAAUCAUUCUCAUUUCACAAUAUGUAAAAACUUUUUUGUAAUAAAAGCUACUGAAGUUAUUCUUGAAAGUAAUCAAUUGAAAGGACCUUUAAAGGGAAUGGAUCCUUUUUUAACAGAGUGCACUUUCAAAUUCAACUGGAAAGACAGUGGUAUCUAAAAAAAUGCAAGUUUCAUUCUGUUUCAAAAUAAAUGUUGAAAAGGUAAAGGAAACCAGCUCUGGAAUCAGAUGUUUAAAUUAUUGCCUGUUUUGUUUUUUUCUCAGAUACUAAUAAAGAGGCUUAUCUUACUCAAUACCAAGGCCUUAUUUAUAAAAUUAAAAUAAAUUUUUGGAGUACACUUUUCUAUUACAUCCUGUAGAUGAUUGAAAGAGUAACGUGACAAUUUCAAUGUUAUCCAGCAAAUAGGUGACAGAACAGACUGUAGAGCAACUUGGAAGGAAAAUUACAGGAUCAAAUGCAAGUCUUCACUGCUAAACUUUAACUCUAAAGAUCUAAUCGUUAAUUCUCCUCUCUAGCCACAACACAUUACCUUGCAAAUUAGUUACAAGAAUUUGAUGUUGGAUCAAGAUAAUAAGUUUGAGUAUUCUCAUUACCGAUUUGCUGGAUAACAUGGAUAUUGAUAUACAUUCAACUCACUAUCUCUUUUCUCAUUGGCCAAAAGCAUACAUUGAAUUUUCAAAAUCAGCACCCAGGAUGUUAACUAUCUGCAGGUUAUAAAGUAAUCAUAUCGAGGACACUAAAGGUCUCAGGUAAUCUUGUCAUAUGUGAUUGCAGUGCACGAUUUCUAUGGAUAAUCAUGUCAAGUUCGUGCACUUUGUGUUGCUUUCUGAUUUGUAUAUUUUUACACAGU